Messenger RNA from Osmerus eperlanus (European smelt), 2436 nucleotides. It is a transcript of the gene naalad2, whose product is annotated as N-acetylated alpha-linked acidic dipeptidase 2. The record is from RefSeq and is a predicted model, not a curated record. NCBI's taxonomy places the organism in Eukaryota, Metazoa, Chordata, Actinopteri, Osmeriformes, Osmeridae. The coding region runs from base 113 to 2335 and encodes 740 amino acids. Gene Ontology annotation, molecular function: carboxypeptidase activity. The transcript is spliced from 20 exons.
CCCCAUUCGCUUCAGGACGACCUAACUGUCCUCCACCCCUCUCCCUUGCUGGGAGUUUGUUACACGCAUUGCUUUCACUUGCAGUGAGUUCGGAGUGCUGGACGAUCACACAAUGAGAAGCGAAAGCAGGCCCGUGCGGUGGAUCGGUUACCUCACUGUCAUAAUUGCGAUUUUGCUGCUCGGUUUCAUCAUAGGCUGGUUUUCCAGGCCGACACAAACAUACAAGCAAGACGAUGGUUCCUCCGGUCGUUACCUCAGAGAGCUCCUAGACGAGAUGCGCCCGGAGAACAUUAAAGAACAUCUCAGGAAGUUCACACGAUUUCCCCACCUGGCUGGUACAAAGCAGAAUUUGCUAUUGGCUGAGCAGAUCAAGGAGGACUGGCUUGCGUUUGGAGUGGACUCGGUAGAACUGGUGCCCUAUGAUGUGCUGCUGUCCUACCCUAACCAAUUACAACCCAACUACAUCUCUAUAGUGGACUCACUGCUUGGAAAUGAGGUGUUCAACACGUCUCUAGCAGAGCCUGUUCCAGAGGGCUAUGAGCAUGUGUCUGACAUCGUACCUCCGUACAGCGCUUUCUCAGCACAGGGACAACCAGAGGGUGACUUGGUGUAUGUGAACUAUGGUCGCACGGAGGACUUCUUUCAGCUGGAGCGAGAGAUGGGCAUCAACGUGAGCGGGAAAAUCGCCAUCGCCAGAUACGGGAAGAUAUUCCGAGGCAACAAGGUGAAGAACGCCAUGCUGGCUGGGGCCAGUGGGAUCAUCUUCUUUUCAGACCCAGCUGACUACUGUGCCCCAGGAGUGGAGACGUACCCCCGGGGGUGGAACCUACCAGGGGGCGGAGUCCAGCGGGGCAACGUCCUCAACCUGAACGGAGCGGGAGACCCGCUCACACCAGGGUACCCUGCCAAAGAGUACACCUAUAGAACCAGUAAAGAAGAGGGGGUGGGGCUUCCUAAGAUUCCAGUGCAUCCCAUUGGCUACCAUGAUGCCAUUCAUCUGUUAAAGAAUAUGGGAGGAGAGAUUCCACCCAAUAACUGGAAAGGAGCGCUGAACAUCUCUUAUCGGAUUGGGCCAGGCUUUACUGAAGGCUUCCAGGCCCAGAAGGUCCGUAUGAACAUCCACACCAACAACGUGGUGACCCGCAUCUACAACGUCAUCGGGAGGGUCAGAGGGGCGGUGGAACCAGAUCGCUACGUGAUCCUGGGGGGGCACCGCGAUGCCUGGGUGUUCGGGGGGAUCGAUCCGACCUCUGGAGCCGCUGUGGUGCAUGAGACUGUGAGGAGCGCUGGGAGACUGCUCACAAGAGGCUGGAGGCCCAGAAGGACUGUAGUAUUUGCCAGCUGGGAUGCAGAAGAGUUUGGUCUUCUAGGAUCCACAGAGUGGGCUGAGGACAAUGCUAAACUGCUCCAGGAAAGGGCGGUGGCCUACAUCAAUGCAGACUCAGCCAUAGAAGGUAUGUAUACUCUGAGGGUAGACUGCACUCCUUCUCUGCACACUCUGGUAUAUGACCUCACUAAACAGAUUGCUAGUCCAGAGGAGGGAGAGGAAGGCAUGUCUCUUUAUGAGAGCUGGCACAAACGCGACAACUGGACUGACGACCGCGAUGCUCCCAGGAUUAGUAAAUUGGGUUCAGGCAGUGACUUUGAGGCCUAUUUCAUCCGUCUGGGCAUCGCUGCAGGCAGGGCCAGAUACACCAAGAACAGGAAGACAGAGAGGUACAGUAGCUACCCAGUGUACCACAGUGUCUAUGAGACAUUUGAGCUGGUGGAGAAGUUCUAUGACCCAACCUUCCGGAAGCUUCAAGCCGUUGCUCGGGUGAGAGCCGGCCUCGUCUUCCGAUUGGCUGACUCCCUGUUGCUGCCCCUGGACGUCCGCGAGUACGCUCAGGCGUUGGGGAAGUACGCCCAAACCAUCGCUCAGCUGGGGAAGAGACACCCUGACGAGCUUGUGACAUACAGAGUGACGUUUGAUUCCUUGUUUUCUGCAGUGGAGAACUUCACUGUAGCAGCCACAGACUUCCAUGAUCGUCUGAAAACAUUGGACAGCACAGACUCCCUCCAAGUGCGUAUGGUGAAUGACCAGCUGAUGUAUCUGGAAAGAGCCUUCAUCGACCCACUGGGCUUACCUGGCAGACCCUUCUACAGACAUGUGAUCUUUGCCCCCAGCAGCCAUAACAAGUAUGCAGGCGAGUCUUUUCCCGGCAUCUAUGAUUCACUGUUUGACAUAGAACACGCAGCCAAUCCAGAGAAGGCAUGGGAGGAAGUGAGGCGUCAAAUCAGUAUUGCAGCUUUUACUGUGCAUGCUGCCGGCAUGACACUCACACCUCCUGCCUGAUCUACACACACACACCUCCUCCCUGAACAUUCAAACACACACAUCCAAAGCCCUUGUGUGCUUCACCAUGUCUGUCCAGAAUAAAGCUGUUGUUUUUUUAA